Molecule: messenger RNA, 2717 nt
Organism: Bursaphelenchus okinawaensis
Lineage: Eukaryota; Metazoa; Nematoda; Chromadorea; Rhabditida; Aphelenchoididae
Source: the annotation of a GenBank genome assembly
AUGUCCAAGUAAGCUCUUUUAUAACAACUUGAGACUUUUGUUAUAGUAGAUAUGGGAGUUGCUAGUAGGCUUUUGCUAUAUAUUGGUGAUGAGAAGUUGUAUGCAGGGACGUCGUUUGGGGAGGGGGUAGGGGGGGGGGGGUACCCCCUGAUUCGAAAAAAAUUCCACAGGUAGGUGAACCUGUACGUGAAAAAACGAAAAAAAAUAUUUGGAAAAUCGGUCCACAUGUAAAAAAAAUUUUUUCGGCCUCCCCCUCCCCCAGAGAAAAUCCGUAGCGACGUCCCGUUGUAUGCAUGAGAUUUUUUUGCUCAAACUUCUUCAUAAGUUUACAAAAUGUUAAAAGUUUCAGGCGAAAAUCUACAUACGAUAGACAAAUUCCUUCGGAUGGAAAUCAGAGGAAGCAGAACGAUGAGCAAGAAUAUGAAACUCCUACGGUAAGGUUUUAACAAAUUUAACAAUUGUUUUGGGUGUUGGUUAUAAUAUUUUUAUACAUUUUUAAAGAUGUUUUCUUUAGUACUUAUAUUUUUUGACGUAUUUAUUGUCGCAUUUGAGCAAAAAUAAUUUUUUAAUUUAUUUUUUUUCAGGACCAAGGCUACGUUAUGCUGAACCUCAAGUCCAGCAAAUCUGAUGAAAAAGUUCCCGAAAACCGUUCAAAAGACGUUUUCCACACUUUAUCCGAGAUGGAGCGAGCUGGAACGCCAUCGGAUCGACAAUCUCGACGUGACGAGCCUUCUGAAUCCGCACGUCAGCCGAGAAGACGUCGUGAUCGUGCUCCUGACCUUCACGAAGGCAGAGGAGGUUCACGAUACCGAGAAAGUGAGAAAGACGAUGUUGAGAGAGGAGAUGGCAGAGAAAGAGAGACAAGCAAAAGCAAUAACAGAAGACGCAAAGAAAGUAGUACCGAAGCCGCGAUGAAACGCCGACGUGAAGCCGGAAGAAUCAGUCGCCAACGGCCUUCAUAUGAAGAGAAGCCUGAUCCAAGAAAAGGUACCGAUGGGGCACACAAAGAUGACUCUUCCUACGAAAUGGUCGACCUCAGUAAUGUUGAUACGUUACCGUCGCCUCCAAAAGAUGGCAGUGAAGAACCUUCGACCAGCACGGCCGUUGAAAACACUGACAGAAAACGUGUAAGACGAAGAGAAAGGAGAGAUAAGGAAAAGAGAAGACAAGAAAGUGAAGUAGCUAGAAGACAAGAAAGAGUAAAAGCAAGAAAAGAAAGCGAAAAAGGAAAUGAAAGAAGGCAAGAAAGUGCUCCAAUAGAAGAAGAUAAUGAAAAAGAGAAGAAGGAGGAAGAGCAGGAGCGAAUGAAGAAGGAAAUGGACGAAUUCUGGAAUCGAGUACCAAAGAAGAAGGACAAGAAACCUCAGGAACAAACUCAUAAUAGGAAACAACGUACCAAGUCUUCAACUCAAGCUAAAAACCAGAAGCCUAAAAAGAGCAAAAGUGGACCAAAAACUGGUACCAAGCCUAAAAAUGGCACCAGAGGGAAAAGUGAAACCAAUUUAAACAAAGGCACGGGUUUGAAUACUAGUACUAGUUUCAAUAUGACCACUAGUCCCGGCAGUGCUACCAGUCCGAGACAGAGUACCUCCAGAGUAAAUGCUCAGUUCCUUGAGAAUCUCCUGACCGCUCAUGAGAAGUCUGGUGAUCUGGAAUAUAAACCAAGUGGUACCAACUCGACUAAUUCUAGUAGUACAGGUAACACUGCAUCCAGUACCAGUAGCACCAGCAACACCUUGGAAAAGCCAAGCAGCUCGAAUCUGUCAGUAAAGAAGUCGUUUAUGAAUUUGUCAUCUGACACUAUUGGCAGUCUAAAUGGCAUUCCUCAAGUACCACCUGAAGUUGUGGCAAAGUCAGAGAAGUACAGACGAUUGUCUGCCAUUUCACAGAACUUUAAACCCAAGGAGAGUGAGAAACAAAGUCUGAAUGGGACUUUGAACGACUCGGACAAAUCUACUGGAUUGCGGUCGAUCAAAGGUAUGCCAAAUUUUUAACAUUUUUUAUUUUGGAGAUAUUCUAAAAGCCAGCAAAGAAGUUUAAAAAUAUUGUAGUUUUUUAAAAGUUUUGUUUUCAGACGUGAAAGACUUGGAGAGGGCACUACUGAAAGGAGAAGCAGCGAGGAAGAAGAAAGAAACCCGAGAACUGGAAUCUCUGCCCCCAGCUCAAAAUACCCUUCCUCCUCGACCUCCAGCCAAUGAAGAAGGGAUUCCGUUGUCCUUAAAGCAACGUGAAUACCUACAAGACUUCAAGGAUAGGUACACCUUGGCCAAGGAAGAAGCCAGACGAACCAAAGCGGCCUUGUGGAAAGCCAGUGUUCAAGCUGUUGUGAGUGAACAGAAGGCCCUCAAGCUGAAGAAGGAGUUCUUGCGGAUCAAGAGACAACUUCUCGAGAUGAAGAACAGAAGUAAGUUGUCUAACAUAGUAUACUACAAGACUUUUUGACUGUAUUAAUAUCUUGUACUUUAAAAUUACCUUCAGGUAGAGUAAGAACUAGCACUCCAAGGCCUUCGAUGUCUGAUGGUAGUGACCUUUUGUCCAGAAGCGUGAAUUCGACUGCCAGAAGCAGCUACUGCUUCUCUCAAUAUAACCUUGACGAUGGCCAAGCUGAAGGAUACGAAACUGCUGAUCCACGUGAAGUCUACAUUCGAAGUGAAAGUAGUCAGCCAUCCGCUGGAAUCGCACGCUCUGGAAACCGAAGAUACAGAUCUGCUAACUAA